AUGGAAAGAAGUAGAGAUAAAUUAAGAAAAAGUAUUCUAAGUAAUAACGAAAGAGAAGUAAAAGACUUAUUAAGUAACAGCUUAGAUCCAAAUUAUGAGGGCGGAUGGCCAAUACGAUUAGCAGCGCGCCAAGGUUGUUGCGGUUUAGUCAAGUUAUUUUUACGAUAUGGUGCAAAUCCACAUCUCAAAAGUGAUUCUGGGGCUUCAACUUUACAAUUGGCAGUUUAUUCAGCCCAACAUUGGGACAUCGACUGUUGGAGCUUUCUACUAUCUUGUUGUGACUCUUCACAAUUAGCCGAUGGCGCUGCAGUCGCAAUAAUUUUUGGUAAUAUAGAUGCCUUGAAGAAAAUACUUGAAACAGGCCGCUGUAACACAAACAUACCCACAUCAUUAACUGGAAAGACGGUAGAAGACCUUGCAAAAGGAUAUAAACUGCAAUAUCUCGUAAACACCGGUGUACAAAACAAUUCACUUCAAAUUAACGUGACAUCGUCAGCUUCGUCUCUAUCACCAAGAAACUCAAGACAACAUAGAGCGAAUAUACGAAGAUCGCCUGUACCGCAUCACCGCAAUCUGUCACCUUCGGUUGCAAAUUUCUUUAACAUAGCAGCACAGACAUCGAUGACACCGCCUCGUUCUCCCUUGGGGUCUCUGUUUUCACCAACGACUAGAUAA
Messenger RNA from Leptosia nina, 675 nucleotides. The record is from the annotation of a GenBank genome assembly. Lineage: Eukaryota; Metazoa; Arthropoda; Insecta; Lepidoptera; Pieridae.